AUGGGUUGCUCCACUGAAAAUCUCAACAUCAGUACAUCUUUUAAAGGUGAAACAGAUGGCAUUCUAGGCAUGGAUGCUUCACCGUUUUCUUUAGUAUCUCAAACGUAUAGUGCAUCUAAGGGAAGAUUCUCAUAUUGUUUAGUUAAAGACGGAUUAACCCCACCAGUCCUGUCAAGUUAUUUAAGAUUCGGAGAUGAUAUCGUUCUGGGACUACCACCUUGGAUCAAAGUUCAAACCUGUCCAUUGGUUCAACACAUAGCGUUCAGGUAUGCGUUGAAUUUAUUAGAUAUCAGUGUUGGGAAGAAUAAGAUUGGUGGGUUCGAAUUGAAUGAUAGUUUUCCUGUGAAUACGAAAAAUGGAUUUGGAGCAUGUGAGUUGGAUACUGGAGCUCAAAUCAGUUUCUUAGACACAAUAGUUUAUGGUAAAGUGAAAGGCGCCCUAAUGAAGGGAUUCCAGACUCUUAGACUAAAGAUUUUAGACGCAAAAAAGUAUUAUUUAGAUCUUUGUUAUGAGUUACCGGGUGAUUUCAAGAGUUUCCCGAGCAUUACUUAUCACUUUCAAGGUGGGGAUUUAAAAAUACCAUCAGACAACGCUUUCAUCAUCGAUUAUCCAAACAAGUUCUUCUGCCUGGCCAUAAAACCUAAAAUUGGGCAAAAUGUCCUUGGAGCAAAACAACAAAGGAACAUCAGAUUUGUGUUUGAUAUAAACAGAGAUGUCGUUUCAUUUUAUCCCGAGGAUUGUUCUAAAGAUUUGCAGAAGUAG
Papaver somniferum (opium poppy) is the source of this 762-nucleotide messenger RNA. Its product is annotated as aspartic proteinase nepenthesin-1-like. The transcript has a single exon. The coding region runs from base 1 to 762 and encodes 253 amino acids. Gene Ontology annotation, cellular component: extracellular region. NCBI's taxonomy places the organism in Eukaryota, Viridiplantae, Streptophyta, Magnoliopsida, Ranunculales, Papaveraceae. The record is from RefSeq and is a predicted model, not a curated record.